Elephantulus edwardii (Cape elephant shrew) is the source of this 2463-nucleotide messenger RNA. Its product is annotated as ubiquitin carboxyl-terminal hydrolase 22-A-like. Bases 1 to 2463 code for a protein of 820 amino acids. The record is from RefSeq and is a predicted model, not a curated record. Gene Ontology annotation, biological process: protein deubiquitination. Gene Ontology annotation, molecular function: cysteine-type deubiquitinase activity; zinc ion binding. Lineage: Eukaryota; Metazoa; Chordata; Mammalia; Macroscelidea; Macroscelididae. The transcript is spliced from 2 exons.
AUGGCGCGCACCCACUGGCUGCCUGCGCACGAGAUAACACGAGCACUCCAAGAGAUGAUGCAAGCCCUCCAGUCACCCACAGGCGAGAUGACGUGCACCUGCCAGCUGCCCACGCUGGGGGAUGACACGCACCCACCCCCGCCGGCUGCCCAUGCACAAAAUGAUGCACACCUGCCGAGAGAGGACGCAUGCCCGCCGGUCGCCCGUGUGCAAGAUAACGCACCUGCCAGCUGCACUGGGGGAUGGGGCCUGCCAGCUGCCCGCGCACGAGAUGAUACGUGCCCGCCGGUGGGAGAUGACACGCGGAAGAUGGCGAGCACCUGCCAGCCACCUGCGCUGGGGGAUGGUGUGCACCUGCCAGCUGCCCACAGGGAAGAAACAACGUGCACCCCGCCACCCGUGGGCAGGAUGUGUGCCCCACCACCUGCAGUGGAGGCGGAGGAGGUAGAGGAGGCGGAGACGACUGAGAGGAAGGUGCAGGCGGCGGGGAAGGUGGACGCCACUGAGAAGGUAGAAACAACGGAGGAUCCGGGCCACCGGGUUGAGCUCAAACUGGAGCCAGCACCCGAACCGGUCCGGGAGGCGGAGCAGGAGCUGAAGGGGAAGCAGGACCUGGAGGAUGAGAACCCAGCGCAGAGAGGCGGUGGCGGCAGCGGCGACGAGGUUCUUCCCCUCACCCUCCCUUCCGACCCGCCGCGGGCCCCCGAUCCUUCCGCGCGUCGCAGUCGUGCUCCCCGACGCCGUUCCCGACCCCGACCCCAGACCCGGCUCCGUACCCCUCCGCAGUCUAGGCCACGGCCCCCACCCCGGCCUCGGCGCGGCCCUGGGGGUGGAUGCCUGGAGGUGGAUUUUGCCGUGGGUCCACCAAGCUGUUGCCACGUGAACAACUUUAAGGUGGGAGAAAACUGGAGGCAGGAACUGCGGUUGAUCUACCAGUGCUUCGUGUGGUGUGGAACCCCAGAGACCAGGAAAAGCAAAGCAAAGUCGUGCAUUUGCCAUGUGUGUGGCACCCAUUUGAACAGACUCCACUCUUGCCUUUCAUGUGUCUUCUUUGGCUGCUUUACGGAGAAGCACAUUCAUGAGCACGCUGAGACAAAACAACACAACUUAGCUGUAGACCUUUACUAUGGGGGUAUAUAUUGCUUUAUGUGUAAGGAUUAUAUAUAUGAUAAAGACAUUGAGCAAAUUGCCAAAGAAGAGCAAAGAGAAGCUUUGAAAUUACAAGCCUCCACCUCAACAGAUGUUUCUCACCAGCAGUGUUCAAAACCAUUUCUUGGUGAGAAAUAUCUGACCUGGGAAACAAACAAGCCAGAUUUAGAGAUGCUGGGACACAACCCUCGGAGAAGAAGAAUCACCUCAAGCUUUACUAUUGGUUUAAGAGGACUCAUCAAUCUUGGCAACACAUGCUUUAUGAACUGCAUUGUCCAGGCACUUACUCACACUCCAAUCCUGAGAGAUUUCUUUCUCUCUGACAGGCACAGAUGUGAAAUGCCAAGUCCUGAGUUGUGUCUGGUCUGUGAGAUGUCUUCACUUUUUCGAGAGUUGUAUUCCGGAAACCCAUCUCCUCAUGUUCCCUAUAAGUUACUGCACCUGGUAUGGAUACAUGCACGCCAUUUAGCAGGAUAUAGGCAACAGGAUGCCCAUGAGUUCCUUAUUGCAGCAUUAGAUGUGCUGCACAGGCAUUGCAAAGGUGAUGAUGUUGGGAAGGCAGCCAGUAACCCCAACCAUUGUAAUUGCAUCAUAGACCAAAUCUUCACAGGUGGACUGCAAUCUGAUGUCACUUGCCAAGCCUGUCAUGGUGUCUCCACCACAAUAGACCCAUAUUGGGACAUCAGUUUGGACUUGCCUGGCUCUUGCACCUCCUUCUGGCCCAUGAAUCCAGGCAAGGAGAGCAAUAUGAAUGGAGAAAGCCACAUACCAGGAGUCACCACACUCAUGGACUGCCUGCGAAGAUUUACAAGGCCAGAACACUUGGGAAGCAGUGCCAAAAUCAAGUGUGGUAGUUGCCAAAGCUACCAAGAAUCUACCAAACAGCUCACAAUGAAUAAAUUACCUAUUGUUGCCUGUUUUCAUUUCAAACGAUUUGAACACUCAGCCAAACAGAGACGCAAGAUUACGACAUAUAUUUCCUUUCCUCUGGAGCUUGAUAUGACACCAUUUAUGGCCUCAAGUAAAGAGAACAAAAUGAAUGGACAGCUGCAGCUGCCAACUAAUAGUGGAAACAAUGAGAACAAAUAUUCCUUGUUUGCUGUAGUUAAUCACCAAGGAACCCUGGAGAGUGGCCACUAUACCAGCUAUAUCCGGCACCACAAAGACCAAUGGUUCAAAUGUGAUGAUGCUGUAAUCACCAAGGCCAGCAUUAAGGAUGUACUGGACAGUGAAGGGUAUUUACUUUUUUAUCACAAAGAUGUCCUGGAAUAUGAGUUGGAAAAAGGGAAAGAAAGACAUACUCAAGCCUACUGA